This is a messenger RNA of Zonotrichia albicollis (white-throated sparrow), 1776 nucleotides long. Lineage: Eukaryota; Metazoa; Chordata; Aves; Passeriformes; Passerellidae. The record is from RefSeq and is a predicted model, not a curated record.
AUGGCUGAGCAGGACCCAGCCCCAGGCUGCCCCCGUGGGAAGCAGCAGCAGCCAGCUUUCACCUGGGAGGUGAGGGCCAACGACCGCAGCUACCACAGGCAGGUCAGGAAGAAAUUUGCCUUCUGCCUGAGCAAGAGGAAAUACUCGGGCAAUGCCAUCAGGACAGCCAAGUACAACCUGCUCACCUUCCUGCCCCUGAACCUCUACGAGCAGUUCCACCGCAUGGCCAACGUCUACUUCGUCUUCGUCAUCCUCCUCCAGCAAGGGCUGCUGGCUGGAUGCAGGGGUGAUUCCCACCUCUGUCCUGCCCUGCCCCGUGCCAUGACACCCAGUCACCCCCUCCAGCUGCUCGGGGCCACAGCCAUCGAGGACAAGCUGCAAGACGGGGUCCCCGAGACCAUCCAGCUGCUGAAACUGGGCAACAUCAAAGUGUGGGUGCUGACAGGAGACAAACAAGAGACCGCGAUGAACAUUGGCUACGCCUGCAGGCUGCUGACAGACGACAUGGAGAUCCUGGAGGAGAAGGAGGUCAGUGAGAUCCUCCAGGCUUACUGGGAGAGCAACAACAACCUCAGUGGCCGUGGGGACACCCCGUGCAGCCUCUCCCAGCAGCACCCAGAGACUCCAUGCCACAAGAGAGCCAUCAUCAUCAGCGGGGACUUCCUGGACAGAAUCCUGCACACAGGAGAGGUGCUGAAGGAGAAGAAGGGGUGGCCAUGGCAGUGGCUGUGCUGUGGCAGGGCCGAGGCCUCGCAGGACCAGGGGGCUCUGGUGGAGAAGGCCUUUGUGGACCUGGCCACCAGCUGCCAGGCCGUGAUCUGCUGCAGGGUGACCCCCAAGCAGAAAGCCCUGAUGGUGCAGCUGGUGAAGAAGCACAAGAAGGCCGUCACCUUGGCCAUCGGGGACGGCGCUAAUGAUGUCAACAUGAUCAAAACCGCGGACAUCGGGGUGGGCAUCAGCGGGCUGGAGGGGCUGCAGGCCGUGCAGUGCAGUGACUACGCCCUGGCCCAGUUCUCCUUCCUGCAGCGCCUGCUCCUGGUGCACGGCCGCUGGAACUACCUGCGCAUCUGCAAGUUCCUGCGCUGCUUCUUCUACAAGACCUUCGCCGGCCUCCUGGCCCAGGUGUGGUUCGCUUUCCACAGCGGAUUCACGGCACAGCCUCUGUACGAGGGCUGGUUCCUCGCACUCUACAAUAUUUUCUACACUGCCUACCCCGUGCUGUCUGUGGGCCUUUUCGAGCAGGAUGUGAGUGCCAAGAAGAGCCUGGAGUUCCCUGAGCUCUACGUGGUUGGGCAGCAGGACGAGCUCUUCAAUUACCGUGUUUUUGGUGUCACCCUCCUGCAUGGGGUGGGCACCUCCCUCAUCAGCUUCUACAUCACCCUCUGGGCCUUUGAGGACCACGUUGGCACCAAGGUCGUGGGUGACUAUGAGUCCUUCUCAGUCACAGUGGCCCUGUCAGCGCUGCUGUCGGUCCUGGUGGAGAUUGUCCUGGACACUCAGUACUGGACAGUGCUGUCCUUCCUCAUGGUCACAGCCAGCCUGCUCCUCUUCUGCCUCUUCUCCUUCCUGACCCAAACUGUUGAUGCCUACAGGAUAGCCCCUGCCAUCUUCCGCUUCCCAGACGCCAGCUGGAAUGCCCUGACUGACCCCUAUGUGCUGCUCGUGGUCCUGCUGUCCCUGGUGGUCAACACCCUGCCCUCGCUCACCGUGCACACGGUCCGUGCCACCCUCGGCAGAGCCAGCACCCAGCAGCUUGGCCUGGGCCAAGACACCUGA